AUGCCGAAGAGAAGAGCUUCAGAUGAGAACAUCCUCGGGAUCUUCGCUGAUGGGGAGCGCUCUGGAAGGAAGCCCCGGCAGGAGAAGUCCAGUGGCGACCUGACCAAAGGAAUCAGCUUCGUGCGGGGACAGACUUUGCAGCCCACAUCGGUGCCCGCACCGCCGAAGGAGGAGAAGAACAAGGAGCAGGAUGAAGACUCAGAUGUGGAUAGUCGCUUUGUACUCGACGCCAGCCUUCCCAGUGCCAACUUCACGCCGGCCGUGGAGGGCCCUAAGCUGCCAGCGCGGAACAAGCUCUCCUUCCAUCAGAUGUCCAGCAACUAUGGUAAGGGCUUUGCCAUGUUGCAGAAGAUGGGUUUCACAGGUGGAGGCCUUGGACGGCACAACGACGGCAUUGCCAACCCCAUCGAGGUGCAGAAGCGGCAAACGAAGAUGGGAUUGCAAGACGAUGGAGAAAUGGUGGAUCAGGACCUCUAUGGCAACGAAGGUGGCCGCCGCACCAUCGAGGAGUUGCUUGGAACCAUCAGCAAGCCCAAGCAGAGUGACGAGCCGAAGAUCAGUGAUGGAUGGAAGCGUGAUGGGAAAUCCAAACGCCCCAAAACCAUCUACAAGAAGGCAGAAGAGGCGUCGGGGGAGGUGCCGGCCAUGCGCAUCGUCGACAUGCGAGGCCCCGAGGUGAAGGUGGCCUCCUCCUUUGCGGAGUUGGCCGCCAACCUCGCGGGGGACAGCGUGAGAAGCUUGAAGGAGUUCCGGCACAACACUCGCCUGCUGGUGUCGCGCUACGAGGACAAGGUGAGGGCUGCUGCAGAGCGGAAGCGCCAUUGUGAGAACAUCAUUCUCGCUGCGGCCAAAGAACAAGAACGUCUUCAAGCAGCGGACAACAUCAGUGAAUCUGAUGUGAAAGGCUGUAAAGAGUUGGUCUUGGAGAUUGAGUCCUUGCGCGAGCAGCAAGAUGAAGCCAGCAUCACACUGAGCGAACUGGCGGACUCAUUCAAGCGCCUGGAACGCACGCGGCCCAAAGAAUUCCAUUUGCUCUCGGCCAUGGAUGUGGCCUUUGCUUUAGCUCUGCCGACUGCCAAAAGGGAGUUGUCUACGUGGCAACCCUUCAAAGCUCCAGAGGAUGGUCUCAAAGCCAUUUCCAAGUGGCAACAGCUGGGAGAUAAGGAGCGCUUCAGCGCUCUGCUGGAUGCCUCGUUGAUUCCACAGCUUCGGAAGGCCUUGGUGGCCUGGUCUCCCCGCGACUUUGAGCCUUGCAUUGCUCUCAUGGAGACUUGCAAGAAGGCCCUCCAUCUGGACGUGGCAGAGGCGCUCAUCGCGGAGGUGGUCCUGCCACGGCUGCGCUCCGAGCUGGAAGUGUGGGACCCACGGAUUGACAAGGUCUCAGCACAUUUGUGGCUGCAUCCCUGGUUGCCCGUGCUGGGGCGGAAGAUGGAGAUGCUUUGGACGCCGAUCAGGUUCAAGAUCUCCGGCUGCCUGGAGCGGUGGGACUCCAACGAUCCAUCGGCCCAUGGGCUCCUGAAGCCUUGGCAGCAAGUCUUUGAUGCGUCGAACUGGGAGCCCCUCCUGGAGAAGGUCUUGUCCAGGCUAGAGAAGGCACUGCUUGAUACGCCCAUCAAGCCUGAUGGCCAGGACCUGAAAGCACUGAAGAGUCUCUUCACCUGGUUGGACUUGGCUCCUCUGGAGAACGUGGCACGUGUCCUUGAGACGGCCUUUUUCCCACAGUGGCACAGCGCGCUGAAGCAGUGGCUGAGGACCAAAGGAUGCAACUUCUCUGAAGUCUUGCAGUGGUACCAGGGCUGGAAGGCGCUGUUUCCCCCCGAGCUGAGAGAACAGUUGGUGGUCCAGCGGCACUUGGCUCAUGGCCUUGAAGUCAUGAAACACAUGAUGGCCAACGGCAGCGAUCUGGACGAGGAACCUGCCGCCCCCCAGCGGCCGAGCCACGCGAACCUGCCACCGACGUCCGCGAGGAACCUGCCGGUGGAAGAAGUGAGCUUGAGCUUGAGCGAUUACAUCACACAGGUGGCCGCAGAAGAGGGGCUGAUCUUCCUCCCAAAGAAGCAGCAGCGGAAUGGGAAGCAGGUGUAUCAACUUGGAGCUGCCACCAUCCAGCUGGAGAAGAACCUUAUUUACGUUGCGCCGAAGGGAGAAGGUGAAUGGAAGGCCGCGUCGAUGGAUGAAUUGCUGAAGCUGGCGAAGGUCACAAAGAAAUGA
Durusdinium trenchii is the source of this 2211-nucleotide messenger RNA. Lineage: Eukaryota; Dinophyceae; Suessiales; Symbiodiniaceae. The record is from the annotation of a GenBank genome assembly.